AUGAAGACCUUUGCUGUGUUGGCGCUGAGCGUCCUCGUCUCUCCUUCAGCGUGGGCUAGACCCACAAAUGAGGCAGAGAUGUGUUUGAUUGAAACCGGGCCUAGCCAGUCGCGGUGGGUUACAGAGGCAAAGAAGAUGGAAAUGAUAAAGGAAAACAUCAAUUUUAUGGAUAUUACCGACUUGCCCGCUUCCUUAAGGUCCCAGCCUGUAGAGCAAAUGACUGUACAGUUUCCAACGCAGUUGAUGUUUACCAGCGAGGGAAUGCCCCUAGCCAACAAAAUAUCCCAAGCAGUCAUGCGAAAGGACCUUGAGAAACUGACUAGCUUCCACAAUCGAUAUUACAGGUCACAAACUGGGCUUCAGUCCGCAAACUGGGUGUUUGAUCAUGUUCAUGGGAUCAUCAAGUCGGCAGGGGCUUCAAAGGUCAGAGUGGAAAAAUUUAGACAUCCUAAGUGGUUGCAGCCCAGUGUCAUUAUCACUGUUCCUGGCAAGAGCAAUAGCACCAUCAUUCUUGGUGCUCAUAUGGAUAGCAUUAGCGGAACUUCCGUCGAGGACGCCAUGACGAGCCGUGCACCAGGAGCCGAUGAUAAUGGAACUGGUACUGUUAUUGUCAUGGAUGUUCUUCGCGCUAUGCUCUCUUCCCAAAAGGUUCUCAGAGGAGAGGCAGAGAACACCAUUGAACUUCACUUGUACGCUGCUGAAGAGGCUGGGAACCUUGGAUCCCUGGAAAUCUUUAAAAAAUACAAGGCUGAAGGCAGGGACGUAAAGGCCAUGAUGAACAAGGAUAUGGCUGGUUUCACCAACGGCUGGAAGAAGGCUGGAAAGCCUGUCGCUUUUGGCGUGAUUACGGACUUCACCAAUGACGCACUGAACGACUUCGUCCGACUUGUCAUCAAAGGCUACACCAGGGUCCCUUACGUUGACGGUAAAUGUGGAUACGGUUGCUCAGAUCACGCUGCUGCCCACAGGUUUGGGUACCCAUCUGCGCACAUACACGAGUCGACCUCUCAAUACAACAACAAGGACCUUCACACUAUUAAUGAUGUGAUUGAACUUGUUGAUUUUGGCCACUGCGCUAACCACGCAAAGUUGGCAAUUGGCUUUCUCUAUGAACUUGCAAUGAACAAAUUCUAA
Molecule: messenger RNA, 1134 nt
Organism: Ophidiomyces ophidiicola
Lineage: Eukaryota; Fungi; Ascomycota; Eurotiomycetes; Onygenales; Onygenaceae
Product: Leucine aminopeptidase 1
Exons: 3
Coding region: 1-1134 (377 amino acids)
Biological process (GO): proteolysis
Molecular function (GO): metalloexopeptidase activity
Source: RefSeq, a predicted model, not a curated record